AUUCACUGUUUUUGAUUUCACAAAUAUGUUGUCUAAGGUUGUUAUUUUCUUGGCUGUUGUUGCUGUUGCCGUAGCGCAGUAUGGCUAUGAGCACGGAGCAGCUUACUCGUCUCAACACAUCUCACGUCACGAUGGACAUCCUGAGAUUGUGAACGUGCACAGCCAUCAUAGCGACUAUUACACGCACCCUAAGUACAUGUUCGAGUACAAAGUGGAAGAUCACCACACGGGUGACAUGAAGUCUCAACACGAGACUCGUGACGGUGACGUGGUGAAGGGCGUGUACUCGCUGCACCAACCAGACGGCUCCGAGCGGACCGUGCACUACCACGGUGACCACCACACUGGAUUCCACGCUGACGUGAAAUAUGACACACACCAUAUUGUUCCGAAGCAUCAUUAUUAAAUAAAGAAAAUUAUUUAAUAAUUGUAAUUAACUAAAAAAAUAAAUUUUAUUUUUCAUCAGUA
Vanessa tameamea is the source of this 468-nucleotide messenger RNA. Its product is annotated as cuticle protein 19-like. The transcript is spliced from 4 exons. Bases 26 to 406 code for a protein of 126 amino acids. Gene Ontology annotation, cellular component: extracellular matrix. The record is from RefSeq and is a predicted model, not a curated record. NCBI's taxonomy places the organism in Eukaryota, Metazoa, Arthropoda, Insecta, Lepidoptera, Nymphalidae.